Messenger RNA from Schistosoma mattheei, 2586 nucleotides. The record is from the annotation of a GenBank genome assembly. Lineage: Eukaryota; Metazoa; Platyhelminthes; Trematoda; Strigeidida; Schistosomatidae.
AAACCAUUAAAUCUGUGUGGUUAAAGAUAGUAGUGACGGUGGUGGUGGUAGUAGUAGUCGUAUUAGUAGUAAUGACAAUCAGGUUAGUAUGAUGUUUACUUCAUUUUACACACACACACACACACACACACACAUUCCGUAAUGUUUUAAAAUUGACCAGAAAAAUCUAUUUGGUAAUUUAAAUAGAUGCUUGAAAGGAAAUACGUUUUCUGUUUGUUUUAAUUAUCACAUAACAAGAGAAAAAGAAAGGUGAUAAACUAUAUGAUAAAGAGAAAUAUAUAUAUAUAUAUGUAAACAUAAUCAGGAUAUUCUAUUCAUUCAAUAUAAUUUUAUACAAGUGUUUAAUUAUUAGAUAUUCUUAAAAACAAUAUACAUAUAUUUAACUAAUAAUCAGCUGUUCUCUGUUUAUCGAAAUCAUAUACACAUGAGAAUUGAACACAUUGCCAUGAUCUACUACAUUUACCUUCCAUACAUUUUAUUUCUGUGACAUUCUAUCAGAACUAUUUUUUUGUUUUCGCUUAAUACGGAAAGAACACUCUUGAUAUGGACAAAUUAAAAUAAACACAAGAAUCAAUCAAUUCUUGGAUACAUCUUACUGAAUUCACUGGAGUAAUAACAUAUAUUAGUAAAUAAAGUAUUUCUGGAAGAUAACAAAAUGAAAACGUUCCAAUUAUAUACAUUAUUACUUGUUUUACUCUAUUGUAAUGCACCAUUCAUUGGACCAAAUUAUUAUUUCAUUACACAAGUGAUCGCUAUCACUGAUAUGAAAUCAAAGUAUACAGAUAAAUCAUUCGAUUUGCACACAUCAAAUGUACAAUCAGAUAAUACUGUUAAUGAUGAUCCUAGUUAUAAUAAUAAUAAUAAUAAUAACAUACAAACCAUGUCAAAAUCAUCAUUUAAAAAUAAAUCACAUUCACCAUUGUCAACAUCAACAAAUUUCUUAUAUAACAUAUCGAAUCCCGUUGAACGUAAUUUUAAAUUAACCAAUCAAUUUGGUGGAUUAGGUUUAGUAUCAUCAGUACAAAAUCGUAUUAGUCUUGAUACAUUAUCACAUACAACAAAUUCUCCAUUGAAUAUAAUAAAGCAUAAUUCACCAGUUUUAAGUAAUUCAUUAAUCUCUUCAAUAGAUGAUAUGAAACGAUAUAAAAAUAAUCAACCAAUAACUGAUUGGCCAACAUCAUUAGCAUCAGAAGAAUAUAGUAAAAUUAAUAUGCGUAUUAUGGGUCAACCAAUUGAUCCAAGUGUUGUUAAUCAUUUACAUCCAGAUGUAUCACCACAUAAAAUAAAAAAAUUACGUAAAAUUUUAUCUGGUAGUUUAGAUAAAGAAUGGACAUCUGAAACACCACCAAGAGUAUUAAGACAACGUGGAAUAUCUGGUUCAUUUAAUACAAAUAAUCAAGAAAGUUAUACAUCACUUGAUGCUAAAUUAUUAAAAGAGAUUAGAGAAUUGAAUUUUACAUUUCGUAAUUCAUAUGGUGUAUAUUUUACUUUAACUGAUGAACAAAUUCAACCAUAUCGUUAUUGGUUAAUUGAACGUGCUACAUGUGAAAUGGAUUUUAUAUGGGAAGAUUUAGGACCAUUAUUUUGGCCACGUUGGAUACGUAGAGGUGUAUGUUUAAAUCGUCCUGGACAUUCAUGUUCAUGGCCAUCUGGUAUGAAAUGUCGACCAUCUGGUUCACGUGCAUUACAAUUAUUACAUUGGAAAUGUGAAGAUGCUGCACAAGUACAAACUAGAGAACAUGCUGCUGAUCAACGUAUACGUCGUCGUGUAUCAAUGAAUACAUUUCAUUCAGGAUUUUAUGAAAUGGAACCUGUUACAGAUAUUAUUAAAUCGAAACAUAAACGUGAUACUUAUGCACGUUUAAGUUUGAAAGAUAAUUCAUUACAACAUAUUAAUUCAUAUCGUAAAUUACAAGCACGUAAUCUAGGUAAUUCACAUUAUGAUACUAAAACAUCAUGGACAAAUAUAAAAUCAUCUGAACCAUCAACAUUAUCAUCAUCAUCAUCUUCAUCAUCAUCAAUAUCAUCUCCAUCAUCCUCUUUACACUUAGAUACAAAUUCAAAAGAUGAAAAACGUCGACGUCGUGCUAGACGUCUAAUUAAACGUCUCAGUGUAACAGCUAAUGGAUAUCAUUGUUAUUGGCAAGUACAAAAAUAUUUAAUUAGUGAUCGUUGUUCAUGUUCAUGUUCAUAAUUUAAUUUUAAAAUUAAAAAAAAUUUUUUUCUGUUUUAAUUUCAAGAAUUUAACAUAUUUCUAUUUGUUCCAUUUGUUUUCUUAUGUAGUUGUUUACAAUUUCAAUAUUCAUUCCUAUCACUAAUUGAAAAUCGAUAAUUUAGUUGUUGUCAUGGUUGUUCUUGUUAUUUAAUUAAAACGAUGUAUGUGGGGCAUUUUCCAAAAAAAAACAAAACAAAAACUUUUUUAUUAACUACAUAGGUGAAUGUAAUUUACUAAUCUUUUUUCCUUUUUUUUUAAUUAUAUGUCACUUUUAAUUCUUCUCUAUCCAUACAUUUCAUUUCUUGUUACAAUUAUUGUUACCAUUAUUAUUAUUAUCAUGAUUAAAACUUCUCUUAUAAACGGUAUUCUCU